Molecule: messenger RNA, 4767 nt
Organism: Durotheca rogersii
Lineage: Eukaryota; Fungi; Ascomycota; Sordariomycetes; Xylariales; Xylariaceae
Product: glycosyltransferase family 24 protein
Exons: 4
Coding region: 96-4607 (1503 amino acids)
Cellular component (GO): endoplasmic reticulum
Molecular function (GO): UDP-glucose:glycoprotein glucosyltransferase activity
Source: RefSeq, a predicted model, not a curated record
UGUCCACCUACACAUAUUCUCAUCCUCAAAUAAUCCUCCUGGCCGGUUUUCCGGUUUGGUUUUCUGGUUCGUAUACGGUGCCGGCCCGAGCCAUCAUGAUGCGAUUCCUUCAAUUGCCAUGUGGCCUCGGAGCGGCCCUCUUAAUGGCUAUAUGUUGGAACCCAAUCCAUGUUGUAGCUGAACCGUCUGUCAAUGUCGCUAUGAAAGCUGCCUUUCCGGCCCCACCAUAUCUCAUUGAGCUCCUGGAGACUGCUGCCGGAGAAAACGAGACAUCCUACUUCCCACUCCUCGAUCGAAUCGCCGAAGGCGCUUUUGCGCAUGCGAAGAGGGACAAGGAGCUAUAUGAGGACUUUCUCCAAGUUCUCAAGCAGGAUGGCCAUAUACGGGGUUCUGAGGCUUUGUCCACCUUCAAGCUUGCCCUCUCCCUGAGGUCGGCCGCCCCCAGGAUAGAGGCGCAUUACCAAUACUAUGAUACCGCUGUGACACCCGCCAUUGGAGAAGCUGGAGAGGAUUGCUCCGAGUGGGUACUACUAAAUGGGAAACAGUAUUGCUCGGCUUCCCUCACGAACGCGAAAGGAGACAUCUCAGACGGCUCGCAAUCGCGGUCCCUUCCCUUCGAUCGUACCUUGGGAACCGGCCCCGAGGCAAUUCUAUAUGCGGACAUCACCGACCCCGGUUUUGGGCCUUUCCACGAGUCCCUAGCACGUAUGGCACGAGAGGGGGAGAUUUCGUACCGGUUACGAUACCGCAUCGGUCAAAAGGAGAAGCGAGAGGCUCUACCAGUCAACGGCUACGGCGUGGAACUUCAGCUGAAACGAACCGAUUAUAUUGUCAUCGACGACCGCGAGGCUCAAGCUGAACCUGUAGCCGAUUUCAAGUCCACGCUUCCCGAUGUAGUGCUUGACGGCGAAGAGGAGGUCACAGACCUCAAGCCACUAUCUAGCUCCGAGUUAGCGACCCUGGGGCUCAAGGCUGGUUCCUUUAUUAUGCAGAGCGACCACCCCUUUCAGACGUUAAUCAAAUUGACCCAAGAUUUCCCAAAGUUCUCGUCUUCGAUUGCGACACACAAUGCUUCGGACGCGUUCGUCACCGAACACCGCCAAAAUAGGGUCUUAGGGGUUCCCGCCGGGAUGAAUGUCCUGUGGAUGAAUGGUGUCCAGCUGAUUGAGCGACAAGUCGACCCAUACACCCUCAUCGACAGCAUUCGUAGGGAGAGAAAGCUCAUCAAGGGCGUGACAGAUUUAGGUCUGAGUGGGAGAGAGGCCGUAUCCUUACUCGGCAAUCGUGAGGUGACAAUGGCCAAAUCCGACGACGAGCCCCGUCGAUAUGACUGGCGAGACAAGAUUGAAGAAGGUCGCGUUAUUAUCUUUCUGAACGACGUAGAGAAAGAUAAGCGAUAUGCUGAAUAUCCCAGCAGCCUCGCAGGACUUAUGCAAAGGAUCUACCCGGGACAAAUCCCCCCAAUCCGUAAGGACAUGUACAAUGCGAUCGUCCCAGUCGACUUAACCAAGUCGGAAGAUCUAUCUCUAGUCGUUGAACAGCUUCAGGGCUUUAUCAAGAGGUUACUACCUGUCCGCUUUGGACUGGUCCCAUUAACGCCGACGAAGGAGGCUGAAGAGCGAGCGAAAUUGGCCUACUACCUGCUCGAUAAUCACGGACUAUCGGGCUUGAUGUCGUACUUGGAGGCUUGCAGCACCGGGAAACAAGCAGUACAAUCUGAGCAGGCAAGCUUUGACAAGGCAGUCAAAAACACGACUCCCAAAGCCGACGCAACUCCCCUUUCGCUUGAGGAGGUUCUCGAGUCGGAAGACUACUCGAAACAGGUAGAGCUCGCGAAACAUUGGGUGGGACGUCUUAACGCCGGCACCGAGGUGCCGCCCAUAUUCCUUAAUGGUCUCACUAUACCGCGUGAAAAUAACUGGCUCCAGAUCAUGAGCAUGAGGUUGAGCAACGAUUUACAGGCGAUCCAACAAGGGGUUUUCUUAGGCACCGUCGACGAAGACACGUGGAUUCCCGGGCUCUUCUUGGAGAGUGCCGCGACCCGGCGCAAUCCAUACAUCGUCCCAGAGCACGAUGACACACUCACGGUCUUGAAUGUCAAUAAGCUUUACUCGGAGAACGAUGAUCUAUUCGAUCGUAUUCCCUCCAUUGAAGCGAGCGAGGAGACAAGCAGGGAGACAUGGGCUACCCUCACCGUUGUCGCCGAUUUAACCUCACAGCAAGGCCUCCAGCUUUUGUUAUCCGCCUUGUCAUUCCGACGCAAUAACCCCGGCGUCCGCCUCGAUGUCGUCCAUAACCCAGUAUCAUCCUCAGACGCCUACAAGAUCAACGCAUUGCUCAAGAAGGACAUCUCCGAACUCUCGGAAGUUGAGGAUUUGACCACACUCGAAGGUCUCCUAGAUAGUCCGAUUGAAGCGCACGAUGACAGAUACGAUGUCGCCCUGUCGAGAUUUUUGACAACGGCCGCGGUUGUUCCUGGCACUCAGCUCCUAAUUCUCAAUGGACGCGUGGUCGGCCCAUUUACCGCCGACUCGCCAUUUAAAGAGGAUGACUUCCAGCAGCUGCUCGAUUUUGAGCAAGCAACCAGGAUUCUACCUGUAUACAAGGCGCUGGAAACGCUAGGGUUAACCGACAAGAUCACUAGCCCGCUGGCUGCUGCAAAGCUCACGUCGAUCACGGCUCUAUCUACCAUCUCUGAUCUGCCCGAAGGCAUAUUUGAGUCUGCUCCCACCCUGAGAACAACCUCGUACGAUAAAUGGAACUCGACUCACACCAUGAUCGACGUCGGUGAUGCGUCUACGGCGAACAUCCAUUUUGUUGCCGUUAUCAACCCCGCAAGUGAACUAGGACAGAAAUGGGCUCCAAUACUCGAGGUCUUGUCCGAACUUGAUGGCGUAUACAUGCGCAUAUUUUUGAACCCCAAAGAGAAACUCGAGGAGCUCCCAGUCAAGAGAUUCUACCGUUACCUGCUGAGCUCGGCGCCUUCUUUCGAUGAGAACGGGAAGCUCGGUUCCCCGGGAGCAACGUUCAGGGGGCUUCCAUCUGAGGCUCUCCUGAAUCUUGGCAUGGAUGUACCGCCCGCCUGGUUGGUUGCGGCAAAGCAUUCCGUUCAUGACCUAGACAAUCUGAAAUUGGGCUCCAUCAAAAUGGAUGUAGAUGCCGUUUACGAGCUCGAGCAUAUUCUCAUCGAGGGUCAUUCUCGAGAGGUCCCUGCGGGAAGCCCACCUCGGGGUGUGCAGUUACUGCUCGCUACUGAGCGAGAUCCCCAUUUUGACGAUACAAUCAUCAUGGCCAAUAUUGGUUACUUCCAAUUCAAGGCUAACCCCGGUUAUUACAACAUUCGUCUCAAGGAAGGGAGGAGCUCAGAGAUCUUCAACAUCAUUAGUGUCGGUGCGAAAGGGUAUAACGCCGUCCCGGGCGAUGAGGGUACCGAGGUUGCGCUCAUGGAUUUCCAAGGCACGACUCUAUACCCGCGCCUUGAGAGAAAGCCCGGUAUGGAUCUCGAAGACGUUCUUGGGGAAAGCACAGAAGAGCCCAGCGGCGACCUCCUUUCGCGGGGGCUGAAGUUUGCCGAAGGGAUCCUCGGCGGCUCGAAACCCAAGCCGAAGUCAGUCUCUGCCGAAGAGCACGCCGAGAUCAACAUCUUCUCCGUAGCCAGCGGCCACCUAUACGAGCGCAUGCUCAACAUCAUGAUGGUGUCUGUCAUGAAGAAUACAAACCAUACGGUUAAGUUCUGGUUCGUCGAACAGUUUUUGUCACCGUCUUUCAAAGACUCCAUACCCCACCUAGCCAAGGAGUAUGGCUUUAAAUACGAAAUGGUGACGUACAAGUGGCCGCACUGGCUCCGCCAGCAGAAGGAGAAGCAGCGGCAGAUUUGGGGCUACAAGAUACUCUUCCUCGACGUCCUAUUCCCGCUCUCCCUGGACAAGGUCAUAUUCGUUGACGCGGACCAGAUCGUCAGGACCGACAUGAUCGACCUCGUCAACCACGACCUCGAGGGCUCUCCCUACGGCUUCACCCCGAUGUGCGACUCGCGGACGGAGAUGGAAGGCUUCCGGUUCUGGAAGCAGGGGUACUGGAAGAACUACCUGCGAGGCAACCCAUACCACAUCUCAGCGCUGUACGUGGUGGACCUGCGGCGGUUCCGGCAGUUGGCGGCCGGGGACCGGCUGCGGCAGCAUUACCACCAGCUGUCGGCGGACCCGGGCUCUCUCGCGAACCUGGACCAGGACCUGCCGAACCACAUGCAGUUCGUGAUCCCGAUCCACAGCCUGCCGCAGGAGUGGCUGUGGUGCGAGACGUGGUGUAGCGACGAGAGCCUGCGCGAGGCGCGCACUAUCGACCUAUGCAACAACCCGCAGACGAAGGAGCCGAAGCUCGACCGCGCGCGCCGGCAGGUGCCCGAGUGGACUGCGUACGACGACGAGAUCGCAGCGCUCGACCAGCGCCGGCGGAAGGAGACAUCCCUCGUGGGCGGCGCGGACGCUGCCCAGGAGGUCCUCGGUAGCGAUGAGGGUGCGGGUGACGGAGUAGGAGAAAAGAACACCAAGAGCAGACGCUUCGAGGGGGAGCCAGAGCCGAAGACGAGGACGAAAGACGAAUUGUAGAUUUCACCCAUUUUGUUCUCAGUCCCUCCAUCGUAUAUACGUCCCUAUAUCGGAAACGGAGUACCCGUCCGCAGAUGGGUUGAAUAGUUACACCCUGAUACCAUGUAUGCAUAGCGGCUCGAGCUAGUUCACAUCUUGACGCGUCGUUCCGGUGCUGCCC